AUGUUAAAUCGAAAGCGUUUUGGAAAAAUGCAGCCAUCCAGGAUAUGGGUGGAAGACGGACAGCCAGACUGGGGAAGUUCAAAACGGCUAAAUAUUGGUGAAUAUCCUUUAAUGAUGUCACCAAGGUUUGUUUUAUCGAUAUUUAACGAAUAUUUUGGAUGCAAUAUUUAUUUUUAUAAAGAAAUUUUACGAAUAAUGAGUAAAUUCUUGAGUAUAAUGAUAUUCUCAAAAAAACAACAACAACUUCGAUCAUCAUCAUCUUGUGCCUGUUAUCUAUUACUUCUGAAUAUUGCUGAUACAUUAACUCGUAUAAUAAGUAGUCGUCCAUAUUCUUUUGAAAAACUCAGUGGUGUUCAUCAUUUAGAAUCAUCAUUGUUAUGGGGAUUUCAAUUAUUUUUUUUAACAAAUAUAUUUGAUGAAUUAUAUCUGUGUUUAUUAGUGCAUGAACCAGAGAAAGACUAUGUUGAUCGAAAAGUCAUUUAUCACAUACCAAUUGAAUACGCUGAUCAGUAUGAUCUUGAUAAUGUAGAUGAGACGAUGUUUGAUCAGCCCGUUAAACCGAGGAUAGCAAGGGUUAAGUACAGACCGUACGAAACGACUGACGCUGACGACUAUUACUACGAAUAUGAGCAACCAGAUUACGAAAGAGUCCAGUACGUUGAACAACCGACUCCUCGGCAACGACAUGUUGUGCGACGGGCCUAUGUAAAUGAUGAUUGGAAUCGUUAUAACGAUCAAAGCGAAUAUGUUGUGAAGGAACGAUCAUUGCCAACUGAAGUUCGAUAUGUUUAUCAACGUCCUAUUCGUCGAGCCGUCUAUGUGCUCGAAGAAGGCGAUCCAUCAAUAACUACUCCAUCACCUCGUGCGAUAUCUCAAUUACAGCGACCGAUUAUUGACCAACAGUCUCUGUCUAAGCCCCUUGCUAUUCGCCGUUAUCGAAUCAAAACGCCGGUACACUAUCAAUUACCACCUGAAGCACCUCAAACAAUAAAAUCAAACAAUCAAACGUAUGUACGAGCAACGGACAUUAUUCUCGCUAAUCGAGCUAAACGUCGGAUUGAAGAAGAAAAAUAUCACGAUCCACCACAACGAAAUAAAACUAUAAUCAAAAAUAAUUUUAUUGUUCACAAAUAA
This is a messenger RNA of Didymodactylos carnosus, 1134 nucleotides long. The record is from the annotation of a GenBank genome assembly. Lineage: Eukaryota; Metazoa; Rotifera; Eurotatoria; Philodinida; Philodinidae.